Molecule: messenger RNA, 3260 nt
Organism: Bombyx mandarina (wild silkworm)
Lineage: Eukaryota; Metazoa; Arthropoda; Insecta; Lepidoptera; Bombycidae
Gene: Prp5
Product: pre-mRNA processing factor 5
Molecular function (GO): nucleic acid binding; RNA helicase activity; ATP binding
Source: RefSeq, a predicted model, not a curated record
UGCAAGCAAGCGCUUUGUGAUUUUGUUAUGCGUACUUUUAUCUCAUAGCAAUCGAACCAAAUUUCACAGUUCAAUUUGUUUCAAGAAUCUUUUAUUAGUAUUAAGUAAGGCACCGUUGAUUUAGGCAUGAGAAAAAUAAAACGUGUAAAAAUCUCUUUAUAUUUGCUUUAAAAAAUGGUUAGGAGUGGGAGAGACCGUGAUAGGGAAAGGGAUCGACGUAGAUCUCGUAGUCGUUCUGACACACCGGAUCGUAAACGAAGGAGGUCAAGAUCAAGAAGUCGUGAUCGGGGCUCGAAAUCUUCAAAGAGGAAGCGCAGUCGUAGCAGAGAUCGUGACUCCAAAAGAGACCGAAGUCGAGAACGGGAUCGCAGUAGGGAAAGAGAUCGUAGUCGUGAGCGAGAUCGGGACAGAAAAAGUGAUAAAAGAGAUGAUAAAAGAAAUGGAUCUAGUAAAUCAUCGAGAAAGAAGUCGCCGGAGAAGGAAAGGGAGAGAUCAAAAUCAAAGGAAAAGAGUAAUAAAGCUGAUUCUUCUGAAUAUAACCCGGGCUCUGUUGACAAGGAAGAAGAGCAAAACCGCUUGGAAGCUGAAAUGCAAAAACGUCGUGAACGUAUAGAGAGAUGGAGGGCUGAACGUAAACGUAAAGAAAUUGAAUCCGCUAAAAAAGAAGUUCAAAAAGGAAGCAUUGUUACUAAUAUACAAAUACCGACAUCAAAGAAAUGGUCACUUGAAGAUGACUCUGGUGAUGAAGCUUUGCCAGGUGAAGAUGCGGAAGGAAAAGAAAAAAACAAUAUAGGAGAAAAGAAAGAAGAAGAAGAUGAAAUUGAUCCUUUGGAUGCGUACAUGCAAGAAGUGCAACAAGAAGUGCGUAAAGUCAAUCAAAUGGACCAAGCCAAAGGAAUUAUUAGUGUUCCAACAACAGGUGGCACUGGCAUUGUAAUUCUUACUGGCACUGCCAAAAAAAAGGUCACUGAGCAGAAAAAUAAGGGUGAACUGAUAGAACAAAAUCAAGAUGGCUUGGAGUAUUCGUCUGAAGAAGAAACGGAAGACAUAAAAGAUGCCGCUGCUAAUCUUGCUUCCAAACAGAGGAAAGACUUGAUCAAAGUAGACCAUGCUAGUUUAGACUACAUGCAAUUUAGGAAGUCAUUUUACACAGAAGUGAAUGAACUAGCAAGAAUGACACCAGAGGAAGUAGAAACGUACAGGACUGAGUUGGAAGGUAUUCGUGUCAAGGGAAAAGGCUGUCCGAAACCGAUCAGGACAUGGGCGCAUUGCGGUAUCAGUAAAAAAGAACUUGACAUUCUAAAGAAGUUGAAUUUUGAAAAGCCCACCCCGAUACAAGCACAAGCGAUUCCUGCUAUUAUGUCUGGAAGAGAUCUAAUAGGAAUUGCGAAGACUGGUUCAGGCAAAACAUUAGCGUUUAUCCUGCCAAUGUUCCGGCACGUGUUGGACCAACCGGCGUUAGAAGAUACAGACGGACCAAUAGCCCUCAUAAUGACUCCUACAAGGGAACUCUGCAUGCAGAUCGGCAAAGAUAUAAAGAAGUUUGCAAAGUCACUCGGAUUACGUGUGGUUUGCGUUUACGGGGGCACUGGGAUAUCGGAACAGAUAGCCGAACUGAAGCGUGGUGCCGAAAUGAUAGUGUGCACCCCGGGACGCAUGAUCGACAUGUUGGCCGCCAACUCUGGGCGCGUCACCAACCUGCGCCGCGUCACGUACGUCGUGCUCGACGAGGCCGACAGAAUGUUUGACAUGGGAUUCGAACCACAGGUAAUGAAAAUCAUAGACAACAUAAGACCCGACAGGCAGACCGUGAUGUUCAGCGCAACCUUCCCGAGACAGAUGGAGGCUCUCGCUCGUAGGAUAUUGCAGAAGCCAAUCGAAAUACAGGUUGGUGGAAGAAGUGUGGUCUGCAAGGAUGUGGAACAGCACGUCGCUAUACUAGAGGAAGAAGCUAAAUUCUUCAAACUGCUGGAACUCCUCGGACUCUACAGUCAAAUGGGAAGCAUCAUUGUCUUUGUGGACAAACAGGAGAACGCCGACAGUCUGUUAAAAGACCUCAUGAAGGCUUCGUAUUCUUGCAUGAGCUUACACGGAGGGAUUGAUCAAUUCGACAGGGACUCGACGAUAGUAGACUUCAAGAACGGCAAGGUCAAGUUGCUGGUAGCGACCAGCGUUGCUGCCCGAGGGCUGGACGUCAAGCAACUAGUUCUGGUGGUCAACUACGACUGCCCGAAUCACUAUGAAGAUUAUGUGCAUAGAUGUGGACGCACCGGGCGCGCCGGCAACAAAGGAUUUGCAUGGACCUUCCUCACUCCGGAGCAGGGUCGGUACGCGGGCGACGUGCUCAGGGCCUUCGAGCUGGCCGGAGUCAGUCCUCCCGCCGAACUAAAGAACCUGUGGGAGAAGUACAAGGAGGCGCAGGAGAAGGACGGGAAGAAGGUGCACACGGGAGGCGGAUUUAGUGGGAAAGGUUUCAAGUUUGACGAAUCUGAAGCCCAGGCUGCUUCGGAAAAGAAGAAGUAUCAGAAGGCGGCUCUCGGCCUUCAAGACUCCGACGACGAGGACGUGGAGGGAGAUCUCGAUCAACAAAUCGAGACGAUGCUCGCUGCCAAGAAGAUUGUCAAAGAAAUUAAACCGGGCGUGGCCGUGUCCGGUCCCGCCGCGGCUGCUGCUAGCGCGACGGACGGAAAGCUGGAGUUAGCGCGGCGGCUCGCGUCCCGCAUCAACCUCGCCAAGGGACUCGGCGCAGACCAGAAGGGCGCCACGCAACAAGCCGCCGAGGCGAUCCUCAAGGGCGCGCCUUCGCAGACACUCAUCACGGCUAAAACAGUGGCGGAACAGUUGGCCGCGAAGUUGAACACGCGACUCAACUACCAACCGCGAGACGACAACACAAACGAACCGACCGAGGAGGUGUUCCGCAAGUACGAGACCGAGCUGGAGAUCAAUGACUUCCCGCAGCAGGCCAGGUGGAGGGUCACUAGCAAGGAGGCGCUAGCUCUAAUCAGCGAGUAUUCAGAGGCCGGUAUAACAGUGCGCGGCACGUACGUCCAGCCGGGCAAGGCGCCGCCCGAGGGCGAACGCAAGCUGUACCUCGCCAUAGAGAGCUCGCAGGAGCUGGCCGUCGCCAAAGCCAAAUCCGAGAUAACGCGGCUCAUCAAGGAAGAGCUCCUCAAACUCCAGACCUCGGCCCAUCACAUGGUCAACAAAGCUAGAUAUAAAGUUUUGUAGUUUAUUAUGGAUUAAAUGUUGGACAGAUA